AUAUCUAUAAAAACAAGAAGAAAAAAAGCCCUUUCUCAAAAAAAAAAAAAAAAAACAAGAAUAAAAAAUCAUGAUGAUAAAAAGGAUAGAGCUGUGUAUAGAGCUUACGAAGAUGGGAAUGGAGUUCGUCGCAGUGGUGGCUGAAGCCGUCCAGAUUGUCUGGCGGCAACACCUCAACCAUCGUACUGCUCUGCCUCCUCUUCCUCUCCUCCGCCAAGGCAUCUCCCCUUCUUAUCAUGCUCCAUAUCUCUUUGGAUUUCUCCCUUGAAAACCCUUUUUUCUUCUUUUUAUAAUAUCAUUUGCUUCUUUCUCUUACUAUUUUUCUUGUAGGCUUUUAGAUGUAGUUUUUUUAAUAUUUGUAACUAUGUACACUGACAUAUUCAUUAAGAUUUGCCGUUUUCUGUCGAGUAUUUUUCUUCCUAA
Messenger RNA from Brassica oleracea var. oleracea, 423 nucleotides. RefSeq lists its product as uncharacterized. The transcript is spliced from 2 exons. NCBI's taxonomy places the organism in Eukaryota, Viridiplantae, Streptophyta, Magnoliopsida, Brassicales, Brassicaceae. The record is from RefSeq and is a predicted model, not a curated record. The coding region runs from base 71 to 268 and encodes 65 amino acids.